AUGACUAUCCUGCUACUGCUAGAUACCUGUUGCGAGGUGACUAGCGCAAUCAAAUAUUUGAUGGGUGUUUUCACGGAGAUGCUAUCUGUUCGAACUUUCUCAUCCUUAUUACGUAGCUACAAGCAUUUUACCUGCCCAAAGGCUUUGAUGCCAUCCAGUGUCGCUGCCAGCUCCUCAGCAGUACGAGCUGAAUCUACAAAACAGGUUGAAUUUCAAUGUGGUGGCGAGAAAUUCGUAGGAACAGCUAAACUAGGUGAUACUCUUUUGGAUGUUGUUGUGAACAAUGAUCUACCGCUCGAUGGUUUUGGAGCAUGCGAAGGAACGCUAGCGUGUUGUACAUGUCACGUCAUUUUAUCUCCGGAACAUUACAAUCGAGUAGACCGCAUAAAUCCUGCAGGCGAAGAAGAAAUGGAUCUUCUGGAUCUAGCGCCAGAACUUAGCGAUUAUUCACGUUUAGGAUGUCAAGUUCAGGUCGAUACGGCUGAUCCCGACACGAUUGUUGUCACCGUUCCUGUUCAGAAAAUUGAUGCUAGAAAUGUGGAAUGA
Necator americanus (New World hookworm) is the source of this 546-nucleotide messenger RNA. RefSeq lists its product as uncharacterized. The record is from RefSeq and is a predicted model, not a curated record. NCBI's taxonomy places the organism in Eukaryota, Metazoa, Nematoda, Chromadorea, Rhabditida, Ancylostomatidae. Gene Ontology annotation, biological process: P450-containing electron transport chain. The coding region runs from base 1 to 546 and encodes 181 amino acids. The transcript has 5 exons. Gene Ontology annotation, molecular function: 2 iron, 2 sulfur cluster binding.